Molecule: messenger RNA, 1272 nt
Organism: Folsomia candida
Lineage: Eukaryota; Metazoa; Arthropoda; Collembola; Entomobryomorpha; Isotomidae
Exons: 1
Coding region: 1-1272 (423 amino acids)
Molecular function (GO): zinc ion binding; nucleic acid binding
Source: RefSeq, a predicted model, not a curated record
AUGUCUUUGCAAGAGAAGAAGGAUCGGAUCAAGAUGAAGAAGUGUUGUUUUGUUUGUCUCCGAGGUGGUCACAUGGCUAAAAGUUGUAAAAGUUUUGUGAAGUGUCCAAUCUGUGAAAACAAGCAUCCAGUUAUAUUGUGUCCGUCCUUGCCAUCAAAUAAGAAACCAGAGACUGAAGUUGUGGUCCAGAGAACUGAUCCAAGUGUGGCGAUGGCCAUUCACAUGUGUUCUGGUGAAGUUUUGCUCCAAACUCUUCUGGUCAGAUUAAGAAGUGAGAAUGGAAAAGUGUCUCGAGUGGUUCGAUUAGUGUUUGAUACUGGUGCUCAGCGAUCACCAGUAUCAAAUAUUGUCCGAAGCUCGACGGCAAGCCAACUCAAGUACCCAUCAGUUGGUCAGGAGUGGGUGCGGAAAUCUUUGUUCGGAGGUGCGGUUACGAAUGGGAGGAUCCAUUACAAAUACAAAUUACGCCUAGAAAGUUUAGACGGAUCCGUCAAGCGCAUCAUGGAAGUUUUAGAGGAACCGGAAAUCUGUGGGGAAUUAUCUCGAGUGCCAAGGGGACCGUGGCUCAAGGAGCUAGCGGGCAAGUCAAUCUUCCUCUCAGAUUUUACUUCAGAAUGCCCGGACAUUGAAAUUUUAAUUGGAAGUGACUACUACGGCAGUGUCAUUAAAGGAAAAGUAGUUCAGUUAGCAUGUGGGCUAAUUGCAUGUGAAACUUUGUUUGGGUGGACUUUGUCAGGGUGCAUUCCUCGCCAAACGGAGAAUUGUGCAAUGCUCGUGACAUCGUUGCUGGCUAGUGACUGGAAUCCAUCGGAAUUGUGGAAUUUGGAAUCGCUUGGGAUUCAAGACCCGGUGGAGAGCCUGUCAAAGGAAGAAAGGGAUUCGGAGGCCAAGCAACAUUUCUUGAAAACUGUUACGAGAUCUGAGGACGGGAGGUACAGUGUGUCGCUUCCAUGGACCAGCGGACAAGAUCAGAUUCCGAAUAACCGAUCCAUCGCUCAGAAGAGAUUAGAAACAAUGAGUAGCAGACUCGUGUCAUCUGGAAAUUUCAAGAUUUAUGAUGACAUUAUCAAAAGUUGGGAGCAGGAAGGAAUUAUUGAAGUUGUUCCACAAGCUGAGUUGGAACUACCUGCUCAUUAUUUACCACAUCGGGCAGUCAUCAAAGAAGAGAGCAAGACCACACCCGUACGCCCAGUCUUUGAUGCAUCUUGCAAAGGCAAGAAUUCUCCAUCGCUGAAUGACUGCUUGGAGAAAGGCCCAAAUUUAAUGGAAUAG